Arabis nemorensis is the source of this 195-nucleotide messenger RNA. NCBI's taxonomy places the organism in Eukaryota, Viridiplantae, Streptophyta, Magnoliopsida, Brassicales, Brassicaceae. The record is from the annotation of a GenBank genome assembly.
AUGGAUAUGUUGCCUGGCAUUGGUCCAGAGCCGGCACAAGUGCCCGUCUUGACACGAAACUCGCCCAUGUACAUUGAUAUCUCGUCGGAUAGCUUCAUGUCACUUGACAGAAGUGAUAGCCAGUUCCAAUGGAAUCCAGGAUUCGGAUGCCUCCGCUUCCUAGCCAGACUUAGACCUCGCAAGAUCGAGAUCUAA